Messenger RNA from Saprolegnia diclina VS20, 471 nucleotides. RefSeq names its product DNA-directed RNA polymerase III subunit RPC10. Gene Ontology annotation, biological process: DNA-templated transcription; termination of RNA polymerase III transcription. The coding region runs from base 79 to 399 and encodes 106 amino acids. The transcript is spliced from 4 exons. Gene Ontology annotation, molecular function: nucleic acid binding; zinc ion binding; DNA-directed RNA polymerase activity. The record is from RefSeq and is a predicted model, not a curated record. Gene Ontology annotation, cellular component: RNA polymerase III complex. Lineage: Eukaryota; Oomycota; Saprolegniomycetes; Saprolegniales; Saprolegniaceae.
GCGGGAGCUCGAAUACCAAAAUCGCCCACGCGCCCAUUCGUUGGUCGGGACUUCUUGGUUGGGUGACUUGGCCGCGCGAUGCACUUCUGUCCAACAUGCGGCAACUUGCUCAUGGUCGAGCCCGAUAGCGAUGGCAUGCGCUUCUGCUGCCAAACAUGCCCGUACAUCUACCAGAUCACGCGCAAGGUCCAGAAGAAGGUGCCCCUGCAGCGCAAGCAGGUCGACGACGUCUUGGGCGGCGACGAAGCAUGGGAGAACGUCGACCAAACCGACACCCGCUGCCCGUUCUGCGAGCACCACAAGGCCUACUUUAUGCAGAUCCAGAUUCGGUCGGCGGACGAGCCAUCGACGACGUUCUACAAGUGCGUCGGCUGCAAGAAGCAGUGGAACGACAAGUAGUGGACAUGGCCAUGAUGUCGAGAAUACCAAUGUCUUGUAUUAUGAGGAUGCGUGGAUCGGCUUAUGCUUCGG